GUGUGACCGUCCUUCGGAGAAUACACAUCACUAGGACUAAGAACAACAACGAAAAACCACCGUAAACUGUUAUUUAUUUUGUUGCACAAAUCGGAUGCGGCUUUGGACAGGUAAACCUACGUGGUCCUCAGAGUAAGCACCGGUCAGCACGAUGGAUACACCCUGAAAACGUAGGCAAACUGCCAGCUAGCGGACUGCAAAGAAAUGUAGGGGAAGUCGAGGUGUGUCCAAAUCGUGGCUGAUGAGUGGUUCCCGCGGAUCGAAGCCUUUGCGAUUCCCGAUGACUGUGAGGGUAAGUCGGCGGCUAAUUGGUUUUCGGUGAUGGAACUGUGGAACUUCUGGGUCCCGUGUGUAGCAUCUGUGGGUAUAGAUUGCUUAGAUCGUAUGUAACUCUGCUGUGGUGCUGGCAUUAACUACUAACAAUCGGGUGCAAGACCCAAAAACUGCGGACUCGUCGAGUUUUGUGCUUCCAAUACGAAAGACUUCAACGGCCCCUCUUCCCUCCUCCCCCUUUCCAGGGCCCUUAACCACCCCAACCCAACCCCUUGCAACCCAUUACCCCGCCUAUUUAGCAUUACAAAACUGCUGUUAUGUAUUCACUUCUUUAUUUUCGCUUUUUUGUGUGAUUUUCGCUGUCGUUCGUGCUUUUUGCCCCGUUCUCUUUCAGUUUCGAUUUCCAGCUCCGGAUUCUAGCUUUAAUUCGCUUUUUCAACAGUUUGGUCGAGGGCCGUUGUGUUGUUUAAGGCCAGGGGGUGGGCCGGGACCGGAGGGUUCCCAAUCUGUUUGCCAGAUGUUCGCCGUAGUCCAGGGUCAUCGUCAUCGGCUCUCCUCCAGUUGCAUUUUCUUUGUGCUCGCUUUUCAUUGGAAACUCCGCUGCCUGGGAGAACAGACGACUCCGGAUCGCUCAGGUUGCAGAGAUAUCUCUAUAUCUAUCUACAGCUCCUCAACCCAUCUAAACUAAUACAAACCAAAGGUGUAUGGGAACAUUCCUAAAAGUAGCAAACCAAACCAAAAAUAUAAUCAGAAUACCUUAGAACAUUAACCCUAGAAGUAAAGCAAAGCGCAGCUGGUGCCGGUGUCCCCGAUAAAGAGGUCCCCAAAAGUAUAGUUACAAAUAAAUAAUAAAAAAAAACCAAUGGUACGCAGCCGACGCAGCGUGUCCAAGGAGGAUGCCGUCUCCCUGCUUACGGACAGCGGAAUCUCGUUGUCCUCGCCGCCGGCGGCGAGGGAAUCUUCUCCAGGCCCCCCGCAUUCAAUAAAGAGGCGAAAGAGCAGCUUGGCUAGUCUGCGAGAUGCCUGUGCGGAGGAGGAAGAUGAAGACGGCGGCGAGCCGGACUCGAAGGAUGCCGAUUACGUGCAGCCCCUGCCGAAAAAGUCUGCUCGGAAGGCGGAGCCAAUAAAAAGGAAGCACCAUGUUUGCAGUCACUGCUCCAAAGAGUUCGGCGGCAAGACCGACUUGCAGCGACACAUGCUCAUCCACUCGGACGAAAGGCCGCACAAGUGCAAGGAUUGUGGAAAGAGUUACCGCCAGGCUGUCAACCUCAAGAACCACAUCACCACCGCCCACGAGCACCGGAAGCAGUUCGCCUGCUCGCAGUGUCCCAAGUCCUUCGCCCUUAAGGAGCGCCUGCGUCUCCACAUGCGCCUCCACUCUGGCGAGAAGCCGUAUCCAUGCGCCCUCUGCGAUAAGAAAUUCGCCCGGGGAGGUCAGCUUCAGCAGCACAUGGUUUCUCACCACAAGACGAGUAUCCAGCAGUUCAACUGCACCAAGUGCUCGGCCAGUUUUUCAACUAACGCGAAUCUGCGGGUGCACAUGGAGCGCCACGAACAGGGUAUGGAACACCGGUGCGGCAUUUGUGAGAGCCAAUUCGCCAACGAGCUGGCCCUACGGGCCCACAUUAACCAGGAGCACCACAAGCUGACGCAAUUCGAAUGCGAGAUCUGCCACAAGAUGAUUGAGCCGGACGAGGAUCUGGCCACUCACAUGCAGAAGCACGCCGCGGUUAAGACGCACGUGUGCGAGGUGUGCAACACGUAUUUCACCCAGAAGAGCCAGUACAAUGUACACAUGAGGAUGCAUACGGGAGAACGGCCCUACCAGUGUAGGAUUUGCCACCAGACCUUUGCCCACUCAAGCGUUCUAAAGCUGCACAUCAGAAAGCACACGGGCGAAAAACCCUUUCGAUGCCAGUUAUGCGAGGACGACGUGGCCUUCUCUCAGCUGGCGCACCUAAAAAACCACAUGAAGAAGAUACACAAACAGCAGAAGCCAUACAUGUGCGAGGGGUGCCACGAGUUCUUCAAGAUCAAGGUGGAGCUGCAGGCGCAUGCGGAGCAGUGCGCCAAAUGUCCUGCGGGUGGAGACGAGUCCGCUGGCAGUCAGUCUGAGGACGCACAAGUCCUCUCCACCAUAAGAUUCAACAUGGCAGUGGUACUAAAGAAGAUUAGCUCCGCGCAGAAGCUGCGCCAGUUGGGUUAUGAAAAACGCCUGAUCGAUAAUGUGAUCAUUGCCUCCCUAAAGCUGGCUCAACGACCCUCGCACGACGACGUCACGUUGACGCCUUUGGCCAGGCUUCGGAUGAAUGUGGAGGAGUUCCUCAAAUGGAUUGUGCCAGCACCUACAAUGAAGAAAUUCAGCGAAGAAUUGCUGUCGAUCGACACAAUUCUUGACAAGAUUGCCACCAUGUACAUGAAGCAGAAGUAGAAAUCAGGAGUUGCUAGCCAACGUAAAAUGCAAGUGUGCCAUAGAAGGAGGAUUUCUAGAACUAGUUCUUGCCAUUUAGUUUAGUGUUUAGUAACCCAAAGUUGCAGAACGAAACCCAACCAAAUAAUUUAUCCCAAAGAUAUAUACUUUGUUGUACUGAUCAUUUUGAUGACUUAAUUUACUUUUAUCCCAUAUUUGCUGAUACCAAAAAGAAUGUAAUUUACAAAAUGAAUGACUUAGUUUGUCCUUAGUAAUUUUCCUAUGAAGGAAGUAUAGUGUUAAGAACGAACUUUGAUGCAAUAAUUUAUAUUAUAGUAAGUUUAAUACGAUUGAAUUAAACCCCACAAAUAUUUUA
Molecule: messenger RNA, 3059 nt
Organism: Drosophila subpulchrella
Lineage: Eukaryota; Metazoa; Arthropoda; Insecta; Diptera; Drosophilidae
Product: zinc finger protein OZF
Exons: 6
Coding region: 1136-2704 (522 amino acids)
Biological process (GO): regulation of DNA-templated transcription
Molecular function (GO): RNA polymerase II cis-regulatory region sequence-specific DNA binding; DNA-binding transcription factor activity, RNA polymerase II-specific
Source: RefSeq, a predicted model, not a curated record